Molecule: messenger RNA, 1435 nt
Organism: Melozone crissalis (California towhee)
Lineage: Eukaryota; Metazoa; Chordata; Aves; Passeriformes; Passerellidae
Gene: RNF128
Product: ring finger protein 128
Exons: 7
Coding region: 1-1371 (456 amino acids)
Source: RefSeq, a predicted model, not a curated record
AUGGGCGGGCGUGUCCCGGGGCUCACCUGGCACUGCCCAGCUCACCUGGCCGGUGUCAGGUUCCGCUGGGACUCGGCUGCGUUCCGUGAUCACCAGCAGCGGAAAAUACCUCUGGACAUCUCCGUCUGCUGCUGCUGGGAAGAAGAAAUGGAGCAAGUCAAGAAGUUCUGGUUUCUCUUUCUCCUGGUGGAUUUUUUAAUUUCAUUCCACGCUACGGAGGCAAUUUCUGUGCUGGCCUCUCUCAGUUUAUUCUAUUUCAACAGCACCAGCAACAGGACUGUGUUUGAGCGCUGUGAAUGUGGCCUGUAUGGCUUUAAUUCUCCUUACAUCGGCGCUCAGGGGGUGGUGGGCAUUCCAGUGCCUGAUGCUGAUCCUUAUGCCUGCGACAGAAACACUGCCUUCACUGUCAUGGAAGCACCGUGGAUAGCUCUGAUUGAAAGAGGCAAUUGCAGUUUUGCUGAAAAAAUUCAGGUGGCGACCAGAAGGGGAGCAGCAGCGGCCGUGAUCUACAACUCACGGGGCAGAGGCAACAACACCCUCCUGAUGGCACACCAGGGUGCUGAGAAGAUUGUGGCAAUCAUGAUUGGCAACCUGAAGGGCAUGGAGAUCCUGCGGCGGAUCCAGAGCGGCCUGAGGGUCUCCAUGGUCAUCGAAGUGGGCAAAAAGCGCAGCCUGUCCAUGAACAUCUUCACCAUCCUCUUCAUCUCUGUGUCCUUCUUUGUGGUGGCAGCAGCAACUGUGGGCUGCUAUGUCUCUUACUCUGCCCGGAGGCUCAUCAUGGCCAGGGCCCAGUCCAGGGAGCAGCGGCGGCUGAGGGCCAGGGCCAAGAAGGCCAUUGAGCAGAUGCAGCUGCGCACCCUGAAGGAAGGGGACAAGGAAACUGGUCCAGAUGGAGAUUCCUGUGUCGUGUGCUUUGAGCAGUACAAGCCAAAUGAUGUGAUGCGUGUUCUGACUUGCAACCAUGUCUUCCACAAGACCUGCAUUGACCCCUGGCUUCUGGAGCACGGGACGUGUCCUCUGUGCAAAUGUGACAUCCUCAAAGUGCUGGGUGUUGAGAUGGAUGUAGAACCACGCUCUGAGCCUGUGCAAGCCUCAGGAUCCAGUGGCCAAAGACCUCUAUCCACUGUCACUAUAGUUAAUGAAGAGGACAACCUUAGUGAAACAGCAUCAUCUGGAUAUGAUUCUGUGCAGGGACCAGAUGAAUCUGCUCAGGAGGCACAGGCACCAUCAGAAAGUGACAACACACAUCCUGUGAGUGAAGAACCCCAGCCCUCCACUGUGACUGUCCUUUCACAUGGUGACAACCCUGGUUUUGAGGGAGAUGAAACACAAGUUUCUGAAAGCAGAGUUGUUCAUGAAGCCACGUCCUAAGAACAUGCCCAGCCACGUGGUGCAAGCCUUCUGCAAGGAGCUGCCUACUGCCAUUCCAUAUUAA